This is a messenger RNA of Triticum urartu, 2132 nucleotides long. Its product is annotated as OBERON-like protein. Gene Ontology annotation, biological process: regulation of gene expression; root meristem specification; maintenance of shoot apical meristem identity. NCBI's taxonomy places the organism in Eukaryota, Viridiplantae, Streptophyta, Magnoliopsida, Poales, Poaceae. The record is from RefSeq and is a predicted model, not a curated record. Gene Ontology annotation, cellular component: nucleus.
AAGGGAUAAAUUUUGUGGCUGCUCUGUGGAAAUGUUAUUCGAUGAGUAAGAUCAUGGGUGCAAUUCUGGAAAUAAAUGUGCAAACUCUUUAAUGAUUUGCUUCAUAACACAAGAUAGGUUCUUGUAAUAUAUUGGUAUACAAAGUGAUGCUUAAAGUGCCAAGUGUUAACCUGGUGAUUGAUGUCAGUUAUUAUUACCUACAUGCUUUGCUCGGUUUUGAUUUUGGAUGGGAACCUCAUCAGGCGCAAAUUUCCAUCCACAGCUUCCACAGGGGAUGCCCCCCCCCAUGGCACAACGGGGGCACCCCAAACCUGCAGACCUCCCUCUCUCUGGCCUCGUCAGACCAAGUUGGUUCGCUAGAUAUGCAGGAGCGUGCGUCAAAUUCUGACCCGGGUCAUGACUCUGCCACUGAGAGUGCCAGUUCAAGGGAGACCUGGCCUAUAGAACCAAACAAAAGCAGUGGUGGUGGUGCUGCGACCACUAUUAGAAUAGUGGACAAAGAUAAGGAGCUAGCCACCAAAGGUGUUGCUGAAUGGCAAGUCAUUCGUAGGAUCCCAAGUACCGGUAGAGUGACUCUCCGGGAGGUUGCUCGGGAAAGGGUUGAUCUAGUUGCUGAGAAAAUGAAGGUUAUGCCAGAUGAGGCGUUGGAUGAAAUCAAGAGUGAACUUCGGUCAAUUCUUGAAGGAACUGGGGGUUCUCAUCAUGUUGAGGAGUUCUUGUACCUGCAGAAGCUUGUCCAGAAUAGGGUGGAUUUUACACCAACUACACUUUUGAUGACACACCAUGUUCAGCUGGAGAUUCUUGUUGCCAUCAAGACUGGAAUCCAGGAAUUUUUGCAUCCAAGUGUUAACCUACCCGUGAGUCAUCUUGCUGAGGUUUACUUGUACAAGAGGUGCCAGAACAUCACCUGUAAGAGUGCUCUCCCUGCCGAAGAGUGUAGGUGCAAUAUAUGUAGCAACAGGAAUGGCUUUUGCAACCUCUGCAUGUGUGUGAUCUGCAAUAAGUUUGAUUUUGAAGUCAAUACAUGCCGCUGGAUUGGGUGUGAUGUCUUCUCUCACUGGACUCACACUGAUUGUGCAAUCCGUGAUGAGCAGAUAGGGUCCGGACAGAAAAUUAAUAACGGAAUUGCCCAUCCAGAGAUGCUUUUUCGGUGCCAAGCUUGCCAAAGGACAUCUGAGCUGUUGGGAUGGGUUAGGGAUGUAUUCCAACAAUGUGCUCCUGGCUGGGACAGGGAUGCGUUGUUACGAGAACUUGAGUAUGUUUGUAAGAUUUUCCGUCUAAGUGAGGACUCAAAAGGGAGGAACUUGUUCAGGAGAUGUGAUGAUCUGAUUGAAAGACUAAGAAGUGGUACUGCUCAAUCCAUGAGUCCUAGAGCGCUGCUGCAGGCACUCCAAGAGCUUGAGAUGGAUUUUCCAAAGAUGUCCGAAAAUGAAGAAUUGGGGCGCCUGAUCACUCCGCACGAGGCCUGCAAUCAAAUUGCUGAGGUUGUCCAAGAGGCUGUCAGAAAGAUGGAGACCGUGGCUGAAGAGAAGAUGCAGAUGUUCAAGAAGGCUCGCCUCGCGGUGGAUUCCUGCGAGCGUGAGCUGGACGAGAAGACACGGGAGGCACGGGAGCUCAAGGCAGAGCAGCUGCGUAAGAAGCAGCAGGUGGAGGAGCUGGAGAGCAUGAUCCGGCUAAAGAGUGCUGAGGCCGAGAUGUUCCAGCUGAAGGCCAACGAGGCCCGGCAGGAGGCAGAGCAGCUCCAGAGCAUUGCGCUGGCCAAGUCGGAGAAGGCGGAGCAGGACUAUGCGAGCAUGUACCUCAGGCGCCUCCUGGAGGAGGCCGAGGCAGAGAAGUAGUACAUCUUUGAGAAGAUCAAGCUGCAGGAGAACCCGAGGCCGCUGGCAACGGUGCCUCCCCAGGCGAGCAGUAGUGCCGCCACCGCGGCCCCCACCCCUGGCGACCCAUCACAGAUGAUGAUGCUGUCCAAGAUCCAGGACCUGCUGAAGAACGUCCGCAGCAUGCCGUCUGGCAAGUCGGACGGGCGGCAGUUGAAAUAGCCGGUGAUGCGUGUUUCAUGGGUGAUAGUUUCUGCCAUGUAAAUUGAAAUAUGUGUCUCAUGAUGUUUCUUUAUUAGUUGCUGCAUAGUUAUA